AUGAACAUCCAUUACCUUGAUGCGCUCGUCGUGGGAGCCGGGUUCGGGGGCAUUUAUCAGCUGAAGAAGCUGUUGGAUCAAAAUCUUACCGUCAAAGUGAUUGACAUUGCUGAUGAUGUCGGCGGAACAUGGUAUUGGAAUCGAUACCCCGGGGCUAUGUCAGACACCGAAUCCUUCCUCUACCGUUAUUCUUGGGAUCUCGAAGACCUGAGGGCCUACCCAUGGCAGCGCCACUACGUUCAAGGGUUGGAGGUACUGAUGUAUCUACGGCACGUCGUCGAACGCCACAAUCUGCGACAAUACUUCCAAUUCCAAACGGAACUCACCAAGGCGCAGUGGGAUGAGUCUGAGCGGCGAUGGGUGGUCGAGGUGUCGACCGGUCAGGUCUUUAAGUGCAAAUACUUGGUGACUGCGCUAGGUCUGUUAUCGCGACAAAAUCUCCCGGAUAUCCCAGGCAUUAAGGCCUUCAAGGGAGAAAUCCAUCACACCGCUCGGUGGCCCGAGGGGCUCGACUUAACCGACAAACGAGUGGGCGUGAUUGGGAACGGAUCUACGGGCGUGCAAGUGAUCACUGCUGUUGCGCAGGUUGCUAAACAGCUGAUUAGCUUCCAGAGGACGCCGCAGUACAGUGUUCCCAGUGGAGACCGUGAGGUGCAUCCUGAUUAUCGCAAGGAUGUCAACGACAGAUAUGAGCAGAUCUGGGAAAAGGCCAAGAACAGUAUGUUUGCGUUUGGCUUUGAAGAGAGCAAGCGGCCUAUGUCUAGUGUCACCGAAAAGGAGCGGGAGCGCAUCUUCGAACAGGCCUGGCAGAUGGGCGGCGGUUUUAAGUUCAUGUUCUGGACAUUCUGCGACAUCUCGUACGAUGAAGCCGCUAACCACGCUGCGGCCGACUUCAUUCGGCGUAAGAUCCAUGCUAUUGUCAAGGAUCCCGAGACCGCGCGCAAGCUGACGCCAUACGACUACUACGCUCGCCGGCCCCUCUGCGAUUCGGGCUACUACGAGACCUUCAAUCGAGAUAACGUGGAGCUAGUCUCCCUCAAGGAAACGCCUAUCACCGGGAUCACUCAGACGGGGAUUAAGACCAGCGAUGGUAAGAUCCACGAACUUGAUGUCAUCAUCUUCGCCACUGGGUUUGACGCCGUGGACGGCAACUACACUCGCAUAAUAAUCCGAGGUCGCGACGGUACCAACCUCAAAGACCAUUGGAGCGAAGCCGGGCCAACUUCAUACCUGGGCGUCUCAGUACCGAAUUUCCCCAAUAUGUUUAUGAUCCUGGGUCCCAACGGGCCUUUCACGAAUCUGCCUCCCACGAUCGAGACUCAGGUCGAGUUCAUCUCUGAUCUGAUCCAGACAGCCGAGAAAAUGGUUGCAAGACAGCCUGGAGGAGCUACGUCGGACCGUCACGUCAACGGCAAUAAUCAUGCCGCACCGACACAGACUAAUGGCAACAACAAUUCGAGUCGUCUCGUCCCUAUCGCCAUUGAGGCCACAACUGAAGCUGAGGAUGAAUGGACCGAUUUAUGUGACAAAUUGAGUACGUCCAGUCUCUUCCGCAAGACAGACUCUUGGAUCUUUGGCGCAAACGUGCCGGGUAAGAAGCCUGCCGUCAUGUUCUACUUUGGUGGUCUAGCGAAUUACAGGCAAACGCUUCGAGAUGUCAUGGAUCAUGGUUUGAAAGGCUUCAAGAAUCUUGCCUAG
Molecule: messenger RNA, 1698 nt
Organism: Cladophialophora bantiana CBS 173.52
Lineage: Eukaryota; Fungi; Ascomycota; Eurotiomycetes; Chaetothyriales; Herpotrichiellaceae
Exons: 2
Coding region: 1-1698 (565 amino acids)
Molecular function (GO): flavin adenine dinucleotide binding; N,N-dimethylaniline monooxygenase activity; NADP binding
Source: RefSeq, a predicted model, not a curated record